AUGGCGCCGUCCACGCCGCCGACGGCCUCGGCGUCGAGCGGCGGCGGCGGCGGCGGCGGCGGCGACGACGCACAGCUGGCGGCGGCGGCGACCGCGGCGACCGCGGCGCUGCGCGACGAUCUGGAACGCGAACGCGCGUCCUUCGCGGCGACCGAGAGAGACCUGAGAGACGCGGUGAAGGCUGCCGACGCGAAGCGCGCGGACGCGGAGCGCGACCUCGCGGCGGCGACGGACGCGGUGACGCGCGCGGAGAAGGACGCCGCGGACGCGCGCGCCGCAUCCGCGGAGGCGGCGAUCACGGCGGCGGCGGCGGCGGACGCGCGGCUCGAGGAGGCGAACGCGAAGGCGAUUUCGGCGGCGAGCGACGCGACGCGGCUCCGCGGUGAGCUCGACGCCGCCGACGCCUCGCUGAGCGCGCUUCGGGAGGCGGCAGCGGACGCGUCGAGCGCGUCGGAGGAGCUGGAAGCGCUUCGCGCGGAGCUAGCGGAGGCGACGAAAAAGAACGGUGAGACUGCUUCCCAUACGACCCCGUUCGCGUGGUGCACGCCGUUCCUUAAGGACUUUUACCGUCGUCACUCUUCACCCGCGCUUCUCUUUCAACGUUUGACCGAGUCGCUGUCGCAGAAAAUUUCCAAGGCGGUGAAAAAAGGGAAAGGCAUCGAGUCGGAGAAGAAGCAGCUCGAGACGGAGCUUGCCGAGGCGCGCGCGCAGAUCGCGGCGAGCGGAGACGGUUCUCGCGAGGAAGCGAUCGCCGCGGCCGCCGCGCUAUCCGCGGCCAAGGCGGACGCGGCGAGCGAAGCGAAGGCGGCGGAGGAAGCCGCGGAGGCGCGACGACGCGCCGAGGCGAGGGCGGCGGACGCGGACGACAAGCUGAGGUGCGUUCUAUACACUGGUCCCCAUACGACCGCGUUGGCGUGGUGGACGCCGAUCCUUAAGGACUUUUGCCGUCGUCUCUCUCCGCCCACAACACGCUUUCAAUCCCCGCCCUCGGCGCCUUUCAACGCCAACUGA
Molecule: messenger RNA, 1011 nt
Organism: Micromonas pusilla CCMP1545
Lineage: Eukaryota; Viridiplantae; Chlorophyta; Mamiellophyceae; Mamiellales; Mamiellaceae
Exons: 2
Coding region: 1-1011 (336 amino acids)
Source: RefSeq, a predicted model, not a curated record